AUGAGUUUGAAGCUCGACGGCAACCGUCUUGCUGAGGUUGAUGAGUUUGAGGAUAAGAUGAAGGAGCUCGAGGGCAUCUGCAACCCCAUCAUCGCCAAGAUGUACCAGGGUGUCGACGCUGACAUGGCCAGUGGCAUGGACGAGGAUGCCACCACUCACUCCAGCGGCGGCGCGACCGGCGGCGCACGUGCGGGGCGGGAGCAAUGGAACCAGCGACGGCGCGUUCGGGUGGCCCAUACGGUGAGCGGCGGAGCCGGCGACGGUGCGUUGCGGCGCUCGUGCGGGGCGGGAGCGGCGGCGGAGCCGGCGGAGGACGGCGCGGUGCGCCACGGCACUCGUGCUUCGGGCGGGAGUGGCAGCGGAGCCGACGACAGAGACGGCGGCAGACGCGUGGUGGUGCGCCGCGGCGCUCCUGCUUCAGGUGGGAGCGGCGACGGAGCUGGCGGCGGAUGCGUGGCGGUGCGCCGCGGCGCUCCUGCUUCGAGCGUGAGCGGCGGCGGACGGUGCGGUGCGUGCUCAGGGCGGCGCCGGCAAUCCUCCUGGGCGCAGCGGCGCCACUUCGGGCGGCGUGUGCGUGACGGUGACCAGGACGAGCGCGCGACCGGCGGCUUCUUCUCUUUUUUUGUCUCUUCUAGAUCUGCGGCGAUGGCCUUCGAGCCACCUCAUACUUUGCAAGGGGACGGCUGCCGGGUUCCAGCCGGCGGUGAGGUGGCGGCUGCGGGCCCCACUAGCCGUGUUCACACCGACGAUGCUUGA
Phragmites australis (common reed) is the source of this 756-nucleotide messenger RNA. RefSeq lists its product as uncharacterized. The record is from RefSeq and is a predicted model, not a curated record. The coding region runs from base 1 to 756 and encodes 251 amino acids. The transcript has 2 exons. Lineage: Eukaryota; Viridiplantae; Streptophyta; Magnoliopsida; Poales; Poaceae.